UGCUUGGUGAUGAGUCUUCAGACCUACAAAAGGCACGCACUCACGUGCCUUUAGCGUCUGAGAGCCACCAGCCGAGACAAGACGCAGUAGCUCAGAAAGAGGCUUCGAACUAUGCGGACAUCAGUGAGGACUUUAGUCACAUGAAACUCAAUGACCCCGACCAUAGAAGUCAUCAAGACAUAAGUGACAAUUGGUUUGAUGCUAAAGAGAACCUUACAGGAGUUGAUGUCUCCAGAAUACAAGGGAAUCAAAUAGAACAAGGCAGAUGGAGUUCCAAGGUUACACCAGAGAGGAAGAGUGCUGAGCCCUCACGAAGAGAGAGAGCCUAUUUGAUCCACGUGGGUGGGCUCUGCCCCUCAGUGUCUGAGGCUGAUUUGAGGUCCCUUUUCCAGAAAUACCAAGUUUCUGAGAUUUCCAUUUAUGAUUCAUCUACUAAUUACAGGUACGCAUCUCUGGCUUUUAAGAAAAACAGUGAUGCGAAAACAGCAGUGAAAGAGAUGAACGGGGAGGAGAUCCACGGGAAGCCUGCGAGCGUGCGGCUGGUGAAGACUCCUGGGGAGUGUACGGCACCUCUGCCUUCCAGAAACGGAGGCAGGUCCAGUGGGAAUACUGCCGAAAAAAGCACCAGCCAAGAAACCAGCUCGACCACCUGCAUUUCUCGAGUGCCCAAAACGAGGCCCAGGCAGCUGGGCUCCGAGCCAGACAGCGAGUUUUUCCCUUUUGACCAGAAGGGUGUCAAGAAGAAUUGUAAAGAGAUGGAAUUGCCCAUGUCCUUACCUGAUGUGCCCACUCGCUUCAUACCGCCACAUUCGCUGAACCUGCGCAGCUUUACCAAGAUCAUGAGGAGACUGGCUGAGUUGCACCCCGAGGUCAGCAAAGACCACAUUGUUGCGGCCCUUCAGGAGGUGAGGCUGAGUCGCAAAGGCUCUCUGAGCGGCUUGUCUGUGAACACCAUUGUGGAGCUGACAUCAUCUGCUUUGAGAAAUCCUGCAUCCAUUUAGUUAGGAACAUGAGCAUUAGAAGACUCCUAGGAAGGCCUGAGCGCCAGCCUCCAGAGAAAGCUGUGGUAACAAGAUGUCUAAUUAGUCUACAGGAAGACUCAGCUGCUUAGCCCUCUGGAACCCUGGGAACUGUUGCUAUAAUAUUAAGACCUUUAUAUAGGAUUAAAGGAUGACUGUAAUAAGUUUAUAAGCUUGGUAUUUCAAGAUUGUUAUUAGAGACUUGAAGCAGCAUGUUUUGGAUAAGAAAGAAUAGUGCCCGCAAAGAAAAGUCUUCGUUCAAUUGUUUUCUGUACUUUGCCAAAGAGAAAGUGUGGCCUCUGCGUUUGUCGCAUGAUCCCCAAAGAUGAAACGCCGGGUCCUUGGUGGUUGUGCAUAGUUCUCAGUUGUGUGCACCUCUCAGACUGGACCGUGGGGUGACAGAUAAACACUGAAUUCUAAUAGGGAACAUUUCGGAACUUAUAUGUGUUUAAGUCUCCAAGAAAGGCAAAUCACUGUGACACAUGUGAUGUGUUUUUAGGAUCUCAACAUGAAGCAUUUGGAUGCAUUCAGGGAUCUGAGAUGGCGUGAAAAGUUCCAUUUUCUACCAACCUUUUGC
Echinops telfairi (small Madagascar hedgehog) is the source of this 1596-nucleotide messenger RNA. It is a transcript of the gene RBM44, whose product is annotated as RNA binding motif protein 44. Gene Ontology annotation, molecular function: RNA binding. The transcript has 9 exons. Bases 141 to 1001 code for a protein of 286 amino acids. The record is from RefSeq and is a predicted model, not a curated record. Lineage: Eukaryota; Metazoa; Chordata; Mammalia; Afrosoricida; Tenrecidae.